Molecule: messenger RNA, 1136 nt
Organism: Lotus japonicus
Lineage: Eukaryota; Viridiplantae; Streptophyta; Magnoliopsida; Fabales; Fabaceae
Exons: 4
Coding region: 335-682 (115 amino acids)
Source: RefSeq, a predicted model, not a curated record
AAACUUGUUUAAGAUAUAAGAUGAAAGCAAUUUGUUGUGUUGGUCUUUAACAGUUUGAAAUUGUAAAGAUACUAAGAUAGAUGUGAAAUGAUUUCUGUUUCUGUUGUCCCUAUUCUAUUGUGAAUUGAUUACUUUUUGAUCCAUAUAUUUAAACUGCUGUUAUAUCUCAAGCAUAACAAUCAUUAAUGCUUUUUUCUUCAACACUGCUUUGGUGUUAUACUACACUGCAGGCUUGCAGCUGUGAGGAAGAUGGUUUAUUUGGGUUUGAUACACAUAGUGAUGGUGAUGGACAAAAGCAUCUGGUCACUCAUAUAGGUAUCAACAUCAAGCAGACAUGAAUGCUGCGCCGAAAGUGAAUGUCAUUCUUAGUCCUGCAGGCCUUCCUUUGCGCCCGAGGAAUGAUUUUCACCAACAUGUGUUGGUCAUAGUGGAGAAAAGACUUGAAAAUAACUUGUCAAGGGAUUUGUACAAUGAGUGGACUAUUGAGUUGAAGGGAAUGGCUGAUCGUAUUAUCAGUAUGCGCCAACAACUUUUUGAUGCUUUACGUUCCAGAGGUCUGCCUCUACUGAAUUUCCUUUGCAAUUUAUUCUGCUUGUAUUUGUCUGUAUGGUCCUGUUUCACUAUUGUUUCACCAAUAUACCAGACUUUUUUGUUUACUCAUUCUUUACUUCUGAAAAAAUGAAGACUAGUUAGGAUGUUUAGAAAACCUCUUUAAAUGGUUAAUAAGUAAAUUCAACAAUUAAAUGAGGUUAAAAAUGUCCCUAGAAUAAACUCUAGUAGCCAAGGGAGGUUUAAAACUGUAAAUAAUCUCUUGCAAUUAAGGGAGGUUGAAAACUCCCGUUAAAAAAAGCUUGCGGAUAAGGGAGGUUUAAAACCGCCGCUAAAAACCGCCGCUAAAUCUUGUGCAGGUACCAGGGUUUGCUAAAAGACGCCGCUAAUAAUUUGUGGGGAGUGUAACUUCGGGAUUUUUCAAAACCCCGCUAAGUAACUCGCGGGGGUUGAAAACCCCCACUAAGUGCAAAGAAAAACCCCACUAAAUAACGUUUUUUUUUGUAGUGGUAUACUAUUAAAUUAGUCAACGACAAUGUUUUUAUUUUGGUACAUGGUUUUUGAUGAAUUCAUGAGAAAACAUUAAU